UCCCCCUCCCUCCCGGCUCCUGAACUCCAGCCCCUCUCUCUCUAUCAGCCGCUCACUCUGUCUCAAUAUGUCUCAAGAUGGCGGCCAAUGUGGGAUCGAUGUUUCAAUAUUGGAAGCGCUUUGAUUUACAGCAGCUGCAGAGGGAGCUCGAUACCACAGCAACAAUAUUGGCUAACAGGCAAGAUGAAAGUGAGCAGUCUAGGAAAAAACUUAUUGAGCAAAGUCGUGAGUUCAAGAAAAACACUCCAGAGGACCUGCGCAAACAGGUAGCUCCAUUACUGAAGAGUUUCCAGGGAGAGAUUGAUGCGUUGGGUAAAAGAAGCAAAGAAGCAGAGGCAGCCUUCUUGAAUGUUUAUAAGAGAUUAAUUGAUGUUCCAGAUCCGGUUCCAGCCUUGGAUUUGGGACAGCAGCUUCAGCUGAAGGUUCAACGUAUGCACGACAUUGAAACAGAGAACCAGAAACUUAGGGAAACUCUAGAGGAAUACAAUAAAGAAUUCGCCGAGGUGAAAAAUCAGGAGGUUACAAUAAAAGCACUGAAAGAGAAAAUCCGAGAAUAUGAACAGACCCUGAAGAACCAAGCGGAGAACAUAGCCCUUGAAAAAGAACAAAAGUUACAAAAUGAUUUUGCAGAGAAGGAGAGAAAAUUGCAGGAGACACAGAUGUCGACAGCCUCGAAGCUGGAGGAGGCCGAACACAAAGUUCAAGCUUUGCAAACAGCCUUGGAAAAAACCAGAACAGAACUAUUUGAUCUGAAAACAAAAUAUGAUGAAGAAACUACUGCAAAGGCCGAUGAAAUCGAGAUGAUCAUGACAGACCUUGAAAGAGCAAAUCAGAGGGCAGAGGUGGCUCAGAGAGAGGCAGAGACCUUAAGGGAGCAGCUCUCGUCAGCUAACAAAUCUCUCCAACUUGCUACACAGAUCCAGAAGGCACCUGAUGUGGAGCAGGCCAUCGAGGUGCUGACACGGUCCAGCUUGGAGGUGGAGCUGGCUGCGAAGGAGCGGGAGAUCGCCCAACUUGUAGAAGAUGUCCAGAGACUCCAGGGCAGCCUCACCAAGCUGAGGGAGAACUCCAGCAGCCAAAUCUCCCAGCUGGAGCAGCAGCUCACAGCCAAGAACAGCACACUUAAACAACUGGAAGAAAAACUGAAAGGACAGGCUGAUUAUGAAGAGGUUAAGAAAGAAUUAAAUAUCUUGAAAUCCAUGGAGUUUGCACCAUCUGAAAGCUCUGCUUCGCAGGAUGCAUCUAAACCGCUGGAGGUGCUGCUGCUGGAGAAGAACCGCUCCUUGCAGUCGGAGAACGCCACGCUGCGUAUCACAAAUAGUGACCUGAGUGGGUCAGCCAGGAGAAAAGGGAAAGACCAGCCUGAGAGUCAGCGUCCUGCAACCUUGCCGGCCUCCCCUCCUUCUCAGUUGCUCCGCAACGCGGGGGAGCAGGCUUCCAAUACUAAUGGUACACACCAGUUCUCACCAACGGGUUUAAGUCAAGACUUUUUCAGCUCAUCCCUGGCGAGCCCCAGCUUACCCCUGGCCUCCACAGGAAAAUUUGCACUAAACUCUCUCCUCCAGCGACAGCUAAUGCAGUCCUUCUACUCCAAGGCAAUGCAGGAAGCAGGAAGCACAAGCAUGAUUUUUUCAACAGGUCCUUACAGCACAAACUCCAUAUCUUCCCAAAGUCCAUUACAACAAAGUCCGGAUGUAAAUGGCAUGGCCCCAUCUCCCAGCCAGUCAGAAAGUGCUGGGAGCAUCUCCGAAGGCGAGGAGAUAGACACGGCCGAAAUUGCACGUCAGGUGAAAGAGCAGUUGAUCAAGCACAAUAUUGGACAGCGGAUAUUUGGACAUUAUGUGUUGGGACUGUCACAAGGGUCUGUGAGCGAGAUACUAGCCCGGCCAAAGCCAUGGAAUAAACUGACUGUGAGAGGCAAGGAGCCAUUUCAUAAGAUGAAGCAGUUCCUCUCGGACGAGCAGAACAUCUUGGCUCUUCGCAGCAUCCAGGGUAGACAAAGAGAGAAUCCAGGCCAGAACCUGAACAGACUAUUUCAGGAAGUACCGAAACGAAGAAAUGGGUCUGAAGGUAAUAUAACCACAAGAAUCCGAACCACAGAGACAGGCUCUGAUGAAGCCAUCAAAUCCAUUCUGGAACAAGCCAAAAGGGAGCUGCAAGUACAGAAAACAGCUGAGCCGGCUCAGCCGCCUUCUGCAUCUAGCAGUGGCAAUUCUGAUGAUGCUAUUCGAUCCAUUCUGCAACAAGCCCGACGUGAAAUGGAGGCACAGCAGGCUGCCCUUGAACCUGCCUUAAAAACACCACCUUUAUCUCAAGCUGACAUUUCUAUCCUGUCCCCCAAACUAGUAUCUACACCUGCAAUGUCUUCGGUUUCCAGCUAUUCUCCUUUGGCCAUAUCCCUGAAGAAACAUUCAUCUGUCACUGAUUCCAGUAUCUCUGCAUUGCAGAACCUCUCUGGGCUCAAAAAGGAGCCUCAGGAGGCACCUGGUUUAGAGCUUCAUGCAAUAAGUGAUUCUGCACAGGGUAUGUUGAGGCAUGUUAAAAAUGAGUUGGGACGUGGUGGUGUUUGGAAAGACCAUUGGUGGAAUACUGUGCAGCAUGAGCGAAGAAACGCAGCUCUUCCUGAAGAUAUAAAAGUUGAGGAAGCCAGUGGUGGAAAAGAAAAGGUCAGCAAUCAGACUAGGCCAGAUCGUAGCCAGCUCCAAGGACCAUCUUCUUCAGAGUAUUGGAAAGAGUGGCCAAACGCCGAAUCUCCGUACUCCCAGAGUUCUGAAUUGAGCAUGACUGGGGCGAGUCGCAGUGAGACACCACAAAAUAGCCCCCUCCCUUCAUCCCCUAUCGUGUCCUUGUCAAAGCCAUCCAAACCUUCAGUUCCUCCACUGACACCCGAGCAGUAUGAGAUUUAUAUGUACCAGGAAGUGGAUACGAUAGAGCUAACGCGGCAGGUCAAAGAAAAGCUAGCAAAGAAUGGCAUCUGCCAAAGGAUCUUUGGGGAAAAGGUAUUGGGGCUGUCCCAAGGAAGUGUCAGUGACAUGCUCUCCAGGCCAAAGCCAUGGAGUAAAUUGACCCAAAAAGGCCGAGAACCAUUUAUUCGUAUGCAGCUCUGGUUGAAUGGUGAGCUGGGACAGUGUGUCCUGCCUGCACAAGGGCAGCAACAAGGACAAGUCCUUCACUCUGUGACAUCAUUACAGGAUUCCCUACAGCAGGGAUGUGCAAGCUCAGAAAGCACUCCAAAGACUUCUGCCAGUUGCAGUCCUGCUCCUGAAUCUCCUAUGAGUUCCAGUGAAUCAGUGAAAAGCCUGACUGAACUGGUACAGCAGCCCUGUCCUGCUAUAGAGACAAGUAAGGAUGGCAAAUCCCAGGAAUCUAGUGAGCCACCUGCUUCUGAAUCCCAAUCUACAACACCUCUGCCACUGUCGGGCCACUCUGCACUCAGCAUCCAAGAACUGGUGGCCAUGUCCCCUGAGCUGGAUACCUAUGGCAUUACGAAAAGGGUCAAAGAAGUGCUAACAGACAACAACCUUGUGUGGCUGACAAGCCUAAAAAGCAGCAGAAGAGCCAGGAAAUGUGCCCCAAACUCUGCAUUAGGUCAGCGUUUGUUUGGGGAGACAAUCCUAGGGCUCACACAAGGCUCUGUCUCAGACCUCCUGGCUCGCCCCAAGCCCUGGCACAAGCUGAGUUUGAAGGGAAGGGAACCCUUUGUCCGCAUGCAGCUGUGGCUGAACGAUCCCAACAACGUGGAGAAGCUGAUGGAUAUGAAACGCAUGGAGAAAAAAGCCUACAUGAAACGGCGGCACAGCUCCGUUAGCGACAGUCAGUCCUGUGAGUCCUCGUCUGCUGGCAUAGACUACAGCCAGGGAGCCAGCCCACAGCCACAGCACCAGCUGAAGAAACCCCGGGUGGUGCUGGCACCAGAAGAGAAGGAAGCUCUGAAACGAGCCUACCAGCAAAAGCCAUACCCAUCACCAAAAACCAUUGAGGAACUGGCUACGCAGCUCAACUUGAAAACCAGCACCGUGAUCAACUGGUUCCACAAUUACAGGUCUCGCAUCCGCCGGGAGCUGUUCAUCGAGGAGAUCCAAGCCGGCAGCCAGAGCCAGGCCGGGUCGAGCGACUCUCCUUCUGCCAGAAGCAGCCGGGCCGCUCACAGCUCCGAGGGAGACAGCUGUGAUGGCGUGGAUGGAGAAGGCCCACCCGAAGGGAAGCCGAGCGGCCAGGAGGCGGAUGAGUACAGCAAUGCAACCACAAAGUCUCAGGGAGGGCCAGCGGAGUCGGCUUUCGAAGCGGGGGAAGAGGCACUGCAGGGCUCCAGGUCUUCGGAGAAAGCGGAGCCGUUCCAGGCGGAGAGCCUGGAGGACACCGACGACGAGGGCAGGCUCAGAGCACCACCGCGCCAGAGCUCCCCAGCCGCGUCGCAGCGCUCGGGAGAAGCUCUGGAGACACUGCCAAACUCUGCCACGGAAGGGGAUGCCUCUACCUCAGCUGCCUCCACCUCAGUCCUUACAGGGGAGAGCUCCUACAAGUCGAAAGAAAGUUCAGAGAAAAUCUCCAGCGUGCCAAGUACGAGCUCGACGCCGGCCGCAGGCUCGCAGAAAGCCAACUCCCUUCAGAGCUUGUUCGGCUUCUCCGAGGCAGCGAGCUCCAGGAACACCCGAGACAGCUCCUUGAGGAAAAAGAAAGCGGCGAACUUGAACAACAUCAUCCACCGCUUGGAGAAGGCCGCGAGUCGAGAAGAGGCCGUGGAGUGGGAGUUUUGAGAUUAAAGUCGCCCAACUCUGGAGAGCUGGGAAGUGAAACUGGACCUCUACUGGUUUUAAUUGUGUUGCGCACUUAACCGCCCUGCGGGCCACAGGGCAAAAACGCCAUAGGCCAAGGUGCAUAUAGAAA
Molecule: messenger RNA, 4887 nt
Organism: Calypte anna (Anna's hummingbird)
Lineage: Eukaryota; Metazoa; Chordata; Aves; Apodiformes; Trochilidae
Gene: CUX1
Product: cut like homeobox 1
Exons: 25
Coding region: 78-4757 (1559 amino acids)
Biological process (GO): intra-Golgi vesicle-mediated transport; regulation of DNA-templated transcription
Cellular component (GO): Golgi membrane
Molecular function (GO): DNA-binding transcription factor activity, RNA polymerase II-specific; DNA binding
Source: RefSeq, a predicted model, not a curated record